Frieseomelitta varia is the source of this 886-nucleotide messenger RNA. RefSeq names its product protein dimmed-like. NCBI's taxonomy places the organism in Eukaryota, Metazoa, Arthropoda, Insecta, Hymenoptera, Apidae. The transcript has 3 exons. Gene Ontology annotation, molecular function: protein dimerization activity. The record is from RefSeq and is a predicted model, not a curated record. Bases 319 to 777 code for a protein of 152 amino acids.
AAGGUCACAGGGUAGAUCACAUAGUUCCCGGGGGUGGAAGGCUGUUUCGGCCGCACCCCGGCAUCGCGACGUCAGUCGUCAUUCCAACGUGGCUCAACAAGUACACGCGGCAGUGUACAGUUGAUUCAAAUAUUUGAAAAUGUACCGUAUAAUAUAAUAUAAUCGUAAUCGUAUUUCGCUUAUAAAUAUAUUGAAAAAAGGGAACGAGAAACUCGUGUUUCAAAAAUAUUAACAAAUUUAAAUAUAUUCAUUAUACUUUAUUUCUUCAUUGAUCUGUUAAUAGUGAAACAAACUAUCUUACUAAAUUGACAAUUCUGAAUGACAUCCAAGAUAAUGAACGGGAAUAAUUGGGAGGGAAAAUGGCCUAAACAACAAUCACAGGCAUGUAAUAAAAUAGUACGCAGAAACAGUAAACGAACUGAAAAAUCUGGAUUAAAGUUAUCAAAUUCAUCUAAGCGGACAACACCUAGAGAAAGAACUCUUAGAAGACUAGAAAGUAAUGAAAGAGAGAGAAUGAGAAUGCAUAGUUUAAAUGAUGCUUUUCAGUCUUUACGUGAGGUAAUUCCACAUGUAUCAAAGGAAAGACGAUUGUCCAAAAUUGAAACUUUAACUUUGGCAAAAAAUUAUAUAGUUGCUCUCACAGAUGUGAUAUGUGCUAUGAGAAGUGAAGAGAAAGCAGAUCCACAAUCAGAAGUUUCUGAAUCUCAAGAAUCAUCUAAGAACAUAAAUAUUUGUCUAAAUAUGAAUAUUCCAAUACCUUCAAAAUCUUGUAGUUAGGAGAAUAUGAAUAUUUAUUGAAAUAUAAAUCAAUCACACGUAUAAAGAAACAAUUUUAAAUAAACUCUGCAGGUGUCAGAAUUAAUAAAGAAUAUUUUACAUUACGGUA